AUCAGUCGGUAAAGAUCCGCGUAUAGCUUAGCGCGUGUUACGCAGAGCAGAGUGGACAACAUGUUGCUGAGUGUUGUGGUGGGAGCGGCCGUAGCGGUCCUAACGUACAAACUUGCUAGACUUAUCAUUGAAGGUGGCCAAUUUCGGAAGAACACACGAUGCGAUGGAAAGGUGAUCCUCAUAACCGGGGCCAACACCGGUAUCGGUAAGGAAACGGCCCGUGAGCUGCUGAAGCGUGGCGGCAAGGUGUACAUUGCUUGCCGGUCGUUGGACCGUGCUAACGAGGCGCGUAGCGAUAUCAUUGCACAGACAGGACUGGGCGAUAUACACGUGCGCGAACUGGAUCUUGCGUCUAUGGACUCGAUUCGGAAGUUUUCCAAGGGGUUCCUCGAGGAGGAGAAGCGAUUAGAUCUUCUGAUCAAUAAUGCAGGUGUAAUGGCAUGCCCGAAGGCACUCACCAAGGAUGGCUUCGAGCAGCAGCUGGGGGUGAAUCAUCUGGGACACUUCCUGCUGACGAAUCUACUGUUGGACCGAUUGAAGGAAUCGGCACCAAGUCGAAUCAUCAAUCUGUCUAGCCUCGCGCACAAGUACGGCAAGAUCAACCGGAAAGAUCUGAACAGUGUGCACUCGUACAACCAGGUAACGGCCUACUGCCAAAGCAAGCUGGCCAACGUGAUGUUCACAAGGGAGUUGGCGAAACGUCUACAAGGUACGGGUGUAACGGCAUACGCCGUUCAUCCCGGUACGGUCGAUACGGAUCUGCCACGUCACAUGGGAUCUUUGUUCUUCCUCUUCGAUCACAAACUAGUGAAACCUUUGCUUCGGGUGGCCUUUAAAACACCGCUGUCUGGAGCUCAAACUACGCUCUACACUGCACUGGACGAAGAUUUGGCAACGGAAAGCGGCAAAUACUAUGCUGACUGUCGUGAACAUAAGUUAAGCAAGUACGCACGUAAUGAUGAGAUGGCCGCAUGGCUUUGGGAGGAAAGUUCACGAAUGACGCGGCUCGAAUCGUGAGUGGAAACGUGAAAAACACAC
This is a messenger RNA of Anopheles maculipalpis, 1038 nucleotides long. RefSeq names its product retinol dehydrogenase 12-like. Lineage: Eukaryota; Metazoa; Arthropoda; Insecta; Diptera; Culicidae. The transcript is spliced from 5 exons. Bases 61 to 1017 code for a protein of 318 amino acids. The record is from RefSeq and is a predicted model, not a curated record.